Messenger RNA from Pipistrellus kuhlii (Kuhl's pipistrelle), 1051 nucleotides. RefSeq names its product testis expressed 44 (gene TEX44). The record is from RefSeq and is a predicted model, not a curated record. Lineage: Eukaryota; Metazoa; Chordata; Mammalia; Chiroptera; Vespertilionidae.
AUGACCAGGCAGGAGGAGCUUGUGCACCCAGGAUGUGGAGCCGGCCCCCAUCAGCCAGGCGCCUCCAAGGCCACAGCAGCUUGUGGGCAGGAGAACCAGCGUGAAGAUGAAGCUGAUGCAGGGCACAGGCAGAAGCCCAAGGAGGCCACAGCCCAGCUGGCCCUUGGCCCCGGAUGCCCUGCAAACAUCCCUGAGUCUCCAGAACCUAGUGUGGUGCAAGAUUCGAGAAGGAUCCGGAGUCUUCAGAUUUCCCAAAGUGACUCCCUGGUGAAGGAAGAGACACCACAAACAGCGGGUGUCCCAGACAGGGAGCAAGACUUAGACCCACCUGCCCCAAGUGCUGAAGCACAGUUCCCCCGAAAUGUGCCUGCCUCGGGCACUGCAGAUGCAGACAGCCAGCUUGACACCAUUGAAGCUGCUGAGAAAUCUGUGGGUCCCGAGGCCGUGAACCCUGACACUGAACCUUUGCCAUCGGCUGAGUCCCAGGCAGUGACCGAGGGGGGGUUGAUAGACUGCUCAAGAGACCUGCAGGCUCCGCUGGUCCCGCCCUCCCCAGGAAGCAGUGUGUCCUGCUUGCCUGGCGCCCCUAUGGUGGCUCUGAGGAGAAGCAUCCGGACUCCAGUCUACACAGCCUGUGAGGAGAACGCCUACCUGCUCUCCGUGACCAGUUUGCUGGGAGGGGGCCAGGGCUUGGUCUGGUCUGAGGCCACCAGGAGCGUGGCCACGGGCCUCCUAGCCUCGGGACACAGCUCCGUGGCAGACCUGCUGCACAGCCCAGGGCCCAGCCUGCGCUCGGUCUCACAUCCUGGGGAGCGCCAGGUCGGCCUUCUCCUCCGGCUGGUAGCCAGGACUGGCUUGGUCCUUCCCUCUGUCAACCGCAUGCUGCAGAGGACGGAGCAGAGGACUGUAGAAGGCAUCUGCUCAGCUGCGUGUUACGUGACCAGCCAACUCACCCACUCUGGCCCCAGCUAUGACCAGACCCUGCACAGCAAGCCCCGAAAGGACUGAUUCAGCAGCCUCCUGAGACCCUGGGACACUCAUGCCCUGCCCC